AUGGGCCUCUGUUUCUGCAACCGGCACUCCUUGGGCCUCUCGGCCGAUGCCGAGCAGCGCCAUCCGCUGCCGCUGUCUCUGUCCUCCCUGCCGGCUGCGCCGCGGCCCGCCAAGCUGGCCCGGCCGGUCCUUUCUGAGAUAACCUUUCCUGUCCCACCGAGCACCCCUCCACCACCUCGUACGUCGUCCCGUCUGCAUGCUGCGCUCUCGCCGCGUCGGGGGACCGGCCGCUGCCCCAUCCCCAAGAUUCCAGACUUUGAAGGCCUCGCCGACAGCGAAACCGACAGCGAUGACGAGCUUUUGAGCCACGCACGGAUGAGGGCCGCUGGUUUGGGUGCCACGCCCGUCCCCAGCACGCCGGUCAAGUUGGGCUCUGGAGGUGCUUCUGGCGGCGUUGGUGGCUCAGACGGCGCAGGUAUGAGCCCGCUCACUAGCCUCAUCAGCCGCAUUGGCAUCAUUGGACGGACCUCGCCCGCCCGGGCUGCCAACCAGGGCCGCACGCCCGAGUCUUCGUGCAGCACCGACGAUCUCGUCGCGGCCGCCCGCCGUGCUGAAGUCCGCCGCCUGACUCAGAAAAUGAUCCAAGAAGAGCUCCAAAACGAGCAGCAGCAGCAGCAGCAGUUCUUGUAUCUCCAACAACAGCGUCAACAGCGUCAACAGUACCAAAAGUUCCAGCAACAGUACUAUCACCAAGCACAGCCGCACCAGCCGCGCACCUACAAGAGAUCCUCCAUGUCCACCAUCAAAGAAGACCCAGCGGACAUCUCAAGUCUCGAUUUAGCCCAUCCUCGCAAUACUGUGGCAGUCAUGGACGGCAGUGGUUACCGGACGUCUCUCGAGUUCGUAUUCACGCGGAGCCGCGACGACCUGUCCGUCCCGCCCGCACUGUCCAACAAAGGCAAAGUGUCGGACACGUACCUCCUCCCGAAGCCGCCCUUGCUGCCGCCCUCCGUCUUAUCCAAGCACUUUGCAUCGCAGGCCGGCAAAGCUGGUCUGCCGGAGGGACCCGGCGAAUGUAUUCAAGUUCAUGGUGGCGGUAGUCUGGGCAGAGAAUUCGGUGACUUCAUAUCAGCCUCCUUUGCGACUGAUCCUUCGGCAAGACGCCCUCUUCCUGAAGGGGCCUUGUCUUUUGUACCGACCUCGACGCAAGACACAGUGGCCGCUGGAGUAACGACUGGAACAACUGGGAAGACUGUGGCCUCCAGCACUCAUGUGGCCGAACCAGGUCAGAAGAGCCUCCGCGUCAAGCACGUUGCAUCAAAUGGUGGUCCGGCCCAAAAGAAUAGCAAGGACAAGAUAAAGGGCCAACAAGAUGACGCCGACAUUUCUGAAACAGCACAGGCCGUGUCGGACUCUCUCAGCUCUAUGGACGAGGACGGCAGUAUACACGAAGCUCGUAAGGCCCGCAUCGUCGUGUCCGGCCGAGCUCGCAAUACUUCCAAUCAUAUCGGUAGCACGGACGACACCGUCGAAAAGGCCGAAGCGGACACCUUCACCGCCACGCAUAAAGAUUCCCCUCUUCUGACUGCCGUGGCCAGAUUCAGGAAGAGCAGACGCAAGACCUCUGAGUCGUCGUAUGUCAGUACUCUGGAUCUGCCUCCGCCGCUCGUCAACGACUUGUCCAACUCAAACAACUCGGCUCCCGCUCAAGCGGAAACAAUUGCCUCCAAUGACGGUAGUGAGGCUGACACGCAGAGCCUUCCUCGUCGUAAUGGAUUUAAACGGCUUCCGUUGCUCUCCCUGGAUCGUUUCACCUUCGGGCUCAGGAAAUCUUCCAAUUCAGCCCAGCAAGCUUCGGAGCUUUCAUGCGUUGAGCAAAUCCCGCAAUCGAAUUCGGUUGCGUCCGUCGACAAGACGGUCGCUGCCUCUGUUGCCUCGUCUGGUGCCCAGUUUGACAGUCAGCGCAAGGAGAACACCAACCAUGACGAUAAAGACUCCAUCUCCACAAAGUCACAAUACCAUUCAAUGUCGGGUGCCUCUCUCAAAAAUGGGGUCAAGGAAAAGCCUGCUUCUCAGAGCGAUCCAGUGUCCAUGAUGAAUAGAUCGUCCCGAGCCUCCGCCCAUACGACUUCAACCGACAUUGAUAGAAUGGCAGAGGAGUGGCACAGACAACUGCAAAAUCUCGACCAUAACAGUCCUCUUCACAAUGGAGCCACUGCAACCACGCAGAGAAGAAGCAUGUCAGACACCUAUCCAUUGAGCCACCAAGAGUCAGGCUUCCGGGAUCUACCGCCGCCGGCUUCUAUCAUGGGCCCUUGGAGUGACAACCAAGCUCACAACACCGGUGGAAAACCAGGCAUCCGCCGCCAAGCGUCCUCGAUUCAUGCGCAACAGUUGUCUGACUCGUGGUGGACAGAGGCGAGCUGGAAAGAGCGGCCCGAGAACAAUAAAGCAAAUGAUCCAGUGAAGACAACGGGACAAGGUGUCGUUCUUCCACCCUCCAAAGAAGAUUCUGUCACUUUGCCUCGAGAGGCCAGCCAGGCUACUGAGGUGGAUAAGGACGUCCAACCGCCGGAGCCUCAGCCAUCCUACUCCAGAGUUUUCUCAAGUGGGAUCGAGAAAGCCAUCCUCGCCGGUAUCAAGAAAGUCAUGUACCGAAAGCAAAUGUCAACGCCAUCUCUCACCACCCUCACACCUGCCGCCGCCGUUUCAAGCCGAUCCCUCGGCCCAGAACGCGCUAUCACAACUACUCAUUCCAAGGCAUCCAGCUUAAAACUUGAGAGGAGUACGCCCGAGUCUCGGGCCAUGGCUUCUACCAGAACGUCAGAGAAGAUUGCUACUUCAGCUGCAUCUGAGACGCCAGGCCGCAAGGACGAAGUUGUGAUACAAGACAUUGAUAGUAUAUUUGGUGUUUUGGUGGACAUGGAAAGCAACCAGCGAACGACGCCCACAACCCCCAUGAAACCUAAACAGGUAAAUAAUGCAGAUGGUUGCGCUGCGCUACCAGAAAGCGACAUCGCAUCCCCGGAAACAGUGCCCUCCACACCCAUUGCCAACGCAUAUGCAGAGAUGCGAGCAUAUAUUUCUGCCGUUCUCCCGAGCACGCCCGCCCCCAAAUUCAAAGAACUGGAGCUGCACAACAGCCCCUGCUCGUCGCACCAAGAGUACCAAGAGUACCAGGAGUACCAAGAGCACCAAGAGACUGCGUCCCAUCAAAGCAGCGAUGCCGUUCAUGUUGUGGCACAGGCAAACACUCAAGUCACAACUCACAAGUCAGCGGACUCCAUGUCCGUCAAGAGUGAUUCGGCUCCGGUCAAAAAAGUAGCCGAGUUCGAUACCGCAUCGGCCAAGUACAUGACGUGGAGCGGGCAUACUAAGCCGAAGACACCGUUAAUGACGAGCGCGGUUCAACCCGGUGACGACCUUAAAACCAUCUUCCAGGGCAGGAAGGAGAACAGAAAGUCAUUCCAAGGCCGCACUCUGCAACCAGCUUUGAAGCAGAACUAG
Molecule: messenger RNA, 3447 nt
Organism: Sporothrix schenckii 1099-18
Lineage: Eukaryota; Fungi; Ascomycota; Sordariomycetes; Ophiostomatales; Ophiostomataceae
Exons: 2
Coding region: 1-3447 (1148 amino acids)
Source: RefSeq, a predicted model, not a curated record